Molecule: messenger RNA, 2227 nt
Organism: Cariama cristata (Red-legged seriema)
Lineage: Eukaryota; Metazoa; Chordata; Aves; Cariamiformes; Cariamidae
Product: probable phospholipid-transporting ATPase IH
Exons: 15
Biological process (GO): phospholipid translocation
Cellular component (GO): endoplasmic reticulum; recycling endosome; plasma membrane
Molecular function (GO): magnesium ion binding; ATPase-coupled intramembrane lipid carrier activity; ATP hydrolysis activity
Source: RefSeq, a predicted model, not a curated record
GUUUGAAUUAUUAGAGGUUUUGAGUUUUGAUUCUGUGAGACGGCGAAUGAGUGUAAUUGUUAAAUCUUCAACAGGUGAUAUAUUUCUGUUUUGUAAGGGAGCAGAUUCUUCCAUAUUUCCUAGAGUUAAAGAAGGCAAAGUUGACCAAAUACGAUCCAGAGUUGAACGCAAUGCAGUGGAGGGACUGCGGACAUUGUGUGUUGCAUAUAAAAAGCUCACAGCGGAAGAAUAUAGCAAUGCACAGAAGCUGCUUCAGAAUGCAAAGUUGGCCCUCCAGGACCGGGAAAAGAAAUUGGCAGAAGUGUAUGAGAAGAUCGAAAGAGAUUUUAUUUUACUUGGUGCUACAGCUGUUGAAGAUCGACUACAGGAAAAAGCUGCUGACACUAUUGAAGCACUCCAGAAAGCUGGAAUUAAAGUUUGGGUUCUGACGGGAGACAAAAUGGAGACUGCUGCAGCGACUUGCUAUGCUUGCAAACUCUUCCGGAGAAAUACACAAAUACUUGAGCUAACCACAAAGAAAAUUGAGGAACAGAGUUUACACGAUGUGCUUUUUGACCUAAGCAAAACUGUUCUAAGACACAAUGGCAGCUUAACCAGGGAUACUUUCUCAGGACUUUCAACUGAUAUGCAAGAUUAUGGUUUAAUUAUUGAUGGAGCAGCAUUAUCAUUAAUAAUGAAACCGAGACAAGAUGGGAGCUCUGGUAACUACAGAGAGCUCUUUCUUGAAAUUUGCAGGAACUGCAGUGCCGUGUUAUGCUGUCGAAUGGCACCUCUGCAAAAAGCACAGAUUGUAAAAUUGAUUAAGUUAUCAAAGGAGCAUCCUAUCACAUUAGCAAUUGGUGAUGGAGCAAAUGAUGUCAGUAUGAUUCUAGAAGCACAUGUUGGUAUAGGAAUCAUUGGCAAAGAAGGUCGUCAAGCAGCAAGAAACAGUGACUAUGCAAUACCUAAAUUUAAACAUUUGAAAAAAAUGUUGCUUGUUCAUGGGCAUUUUUAUUAUGUUAGGAUAUCUGAACUUGUGCAAUACUUCUUUUAUAAGAAUGUCUGCUUCAUUUUUCCUCAGUUUUUAUAUCAGUUCUUCUGUGGGUUUUCACAACAGACUUUGUACGAUACUGCAUAUCUAACACUGUACAAUAUCAGCUUCACUUCCCUUCCUAUCCUCUUGUAUGGUCUAAUGGAACAACACGUCAGUGCAGACACGCUCAAGAGAGAGCCUUCCCUCUACAGAGAUGUUGCCAAGAAUGCUUUGCUGCGCUGGCGUGCAUUUAUUUAUUGGACAUUCCUAGGAGUGUUUGAUGCUGUGGUAUUUUUCUUUGGUGCCUAUUUCUUGUUUGAGAACACAGUUGUGACCAGCAAUGGACAGCUAAUGACAACCAGCACUCACAUGAUGUUUGGAAACUGGACCUUUGGAACACUGGUGUUUACCGUACUCGUGUUCACGGUUACACUGAAGCUUGCACUAGAUACACACUAUUGGACGUGGAUAAAUCACUUCAUGAUCUGGGGAUCACUGGUAUUCUACAUUAUCUUUUCUCUGCUCUGGGGAGGAAUUAUUUGGCCUUUUCUCAAUUAUCAGAGGAUGUAUUAUGUGUUCAUGCAAAUGCUGUCUAGCGGUCCUGCGUGGCUGGGUAUAAUUCUGCUCAUAACUGUCAGCCUUCUUCCAGAUGUUCUCAAGAAGGUCUUAUGCAGACAGUUGUGGCCUACAGCAACAGAAAGAAUCCAGAAUGCAUCAAGGCACUGUCGGGAGCACAUCUCGGAAUUCACACCUCUUGCCUGUCUGAAAAGCCCAGGAUACAGGAGCAGUGACUGCAGCAAUUCCCCAGCAAGAAGGUCUAAUUCUCAUUCUAAAAAAAUGAUGUUUACGCACUGGAGAGGCGUUGAUUAUUCAGUACUUCCGUCUGUCUUUGGCUAUGCAAAUAAGCAUUGCCGUGCCAGUGCGGGCUACCGCUACAGUGGGUCAGGUUUGGAAACCUCUGUAUGACAGAACACCAAGUCAAGCCUUUAAAAACUGUAUUUUUGUUCAUUUCUUUUUUCAGGAAACAAACAUGUCACAGAAAUAUAUUAAAUUAUACGUGGCUUUUGCUGUCUGAGGUAGUGUUCAGACAAACAGGAUCAAGAGCUAGGAGUACGAACCCUUCCAGGCCCAUAGCCCUCUUUUUAUGUUUUGAACUGCUGGAGCAAUGAACAAUCUGCACAGUCUGGUACUGUGAGACUGGUAGCACUAAAAAUU